Molecule: messenger RNA, 2965 nt
Organism: Callorhinus ursinus (northern fur seal)
Lineage: Eukaryota; Metazoa; Chordata; Mammalia; Carnivora; Otariidae
Source: RefSeq, a predicted model, not a curated record
CCCUUAGUUGGGGGGCAGGGGGAUGCCGCCAGCCGGAGUCGGAUGGGAACGGCAACCUACAACUUUUGCUCCAAGCCGCUCCCUGUUUUUAAAUGACAAUGUAAUGAAGCUACGAAGUCAUCUGAGAAAAGGGACGGUGGACUCAGUCGGCAAGCAAACCAUUUCUCUCCAUGCGUCCUGUUCCCUUCCUCCUGCCCCAGCCCACCUCUCCCAGACUGUUACGUGGGACACCCGCCUCCCUCUGCCCCCGUUCUCUGUCCACCCUGCCAGCCGGGGGCGCCGGUGGAGAGGCGGGAGGCUCGGGGCACCUGCGCGCGCUCGGCAGCAGGAGCCCCGGGCUUCGGCACCUGCGCGGCCCGGCUGCCCCAUCUGCCCCUGUGCUCCAGGCUGCCCCAGCUGCAGCCCGGUCCGUCACCACACGUGCCGGAAUGUGCCCGCAAGCAUCCCGUGGUGUUUCCGUGCCGCGCUUGGCUGCCGGCUUCUCCCUUCCUCCGUGUCCCUCUGCCACACUCCUGCUCGCUCGAGCAGAAGCAGCCUCUGGUUGUCCCUCCACUGCUUCGCUCCAUCCGGCUUCCUGCUCUCGGAGUCUCCCGGGGAGCUUGUGGGGGCGUCCGUUUUGUUUGGGGGUCCUCUGUGCCCCCCCCCCCAAGCCGCAUGGCCUGUGAUGCUGCUGUGCCGUCAGGUCACUUGGGUCACGUCUGUGAAUUCGUUGCGCCCCUCCCUGCUGCUGCCUGGGGCCUCCUGCUUUCCGUCCACUGUCCGCCGUUCUCAAUCCCCGUCUCCCCUCCCCUCCCCCCCCCCGUGGCGGGUGGUCCCCAGCACUCCUCUGGAUUUGACCGGAACGGUGGCCCCAGCUGUUGACUUCCCAGUCACUGUACCAGACGGCCGGCACAGGGUUUUCUGUAGGAAAGCUGCCGUGGUCCCCGCCCCCUUUUCCUUUGUCCCAUUGUCGAGGUUUUUUCAGACAGUGUGGUGUUCCGUAUGCAAAUCAAUUAUUUUAAGAAUUGCUUUUGUAAAUAUCUUUGUGAAUAUUUUAGUAUUGUCUUUGAUAAUAUUUGACAUUUUCAUGACCUGGUUAUAGCCUUUGCUGGUGUUUUUAAAAUACCUUGACUCAAUGACAAAGACCGAGUCCUUUUUUUUAAAAAACAACAAACAAAAACAAAAAAGCAACCAGGGCUAUUUGUACAGAUGAAGGGACAAAGUACAUGGGUGAGUGAGGUCAGGCCGCCCACUGCUUAGAGCCAUCCCCAGUCGGCUGGUGGGGACUAGACGAUGCCAGGUAGCAUGUGGCCAUCCUGGCCCGGUGGCCAAGAGCCCUGGCGGGUGGCCACCCUCUGUGUUAGGCCAUCUGGGAAUGUUCUGCCCCAGACAGACUUACAAAUGCCUUCCUUAGAAGUUCCUGCUUCCUGCUGUGCUACUUUUUUCCCAGAAAGGCCUGGGGUCCCUUCUGGUUCUUAUCGGGUGUCCCCACUCUGCUCACCGACCUACCCACAGCUUUCUAGUACAGAGGGUCAAUCUGCUCCCCACAGCCCGGGCUCUGGGCACCUCCCUCAACCAUCUCUGCAUGGAAGCCAGGGCCUGGUUCCCUGAGGCAGGUUUCCUGGGGCCCCUCCCACGCGAACCUCCACCAGCAAGUUGGGCAAAGAGCUUUCCCGAACCGUGGUGCCUGAAGCCCGUGCUCUGGGGACAUGCUCUCCCAGAGUGAUUUUGGAGCCAGGCCAGAAGGGUGAGGGAGGCAGAAAGGUGUCUGGGGCUGGAGCAAGCCCCGGCUGGUGACAGAUUCAGGUGACAACAGCCUCCCCGAGCCAGGGCGGCCGGUUCUGAACUCUAGGGAAGAUGCUUCCCUCAUCCUUUUGGACGACUACUUGGAGCCAUAAGUAACCUCAGCAAAAACGAGGCCUCAGCAAGCCACUUCUCCAUGACAAGCACCCACCCAGGCCGUAGACGCGUUUCUGCUGCCACUCCACGAGACGGACAGGGUGUCAGCGGGCAGGCGGGAAGGCCCGAGUACAGGCAAUCACCCCAUCUCCUUGGUUCGAAGCUUUACCCGUGUAUCAUGUUCCCUGUAGCCAUUUUAUUUUUUAAGAAACUUCUAAUACUUUCUCCCUCACGGAAGCCCGAAACCCCCCAGAGAGCUACCCGUCUGCUCCCUCGACCUGACCAUCUAGACAGGACGACGUCAGCAGCAGCGACUCAAGGGACAAGGGACGUGUGUACAUAUGUAAAUGAGAAAUAGAGACACGUUAACAGAUGCAUUCAUUUCCCUUGGAAUGUGUAUUGUUUUUAUUUUACGGAACAAAACAAAACAAAACAAAAAAAAAAAGGCUUGGAACUCCAUCUUAACGUGGAAAAACUAGAUCCUGUUUGUUAGCGUUCGUGAGGUCUCUCUUCACAUUUGUCUCAUGUAAUAUACUCUGCCCCUGUGUGGAAAGGAAUUUUUGUUCUGUUUUGUUUUUAUUUUACCUACAUGUACUAUUUAGCUUCAGUGUACUAGUCCUGCCACCUGUGUAUUUUUAGGGUGCUAUGGAAAUAAUGAAAAGAAACGGGGAUUUCAGAAGAAAAUUGUAACCAAAUUCAUACUUUGUAUAAUUUUUUGAUAUCAUGAUUGCAGGUGAUUCACACGUACACACAUAAACACACCCACAGUGCAGCCUGAAGUAACCCCCACAGAAACUGUCAUCACCUUCGUACAUCUAUGUACAGUGCAAUCAUUUCAUACUUUAAACUGGUCAGAAAACUAAUUGUGAUUUCUAGUCUUGCAAAGCUGUAUGUAGUUAGAUGAUGUGACAACCUCUAAUAUUUAUCUAAUAAAUAUGUAUUCAGAUGAAACCUGUAUAUUAGGUGUUCAUGUGGUUAUUUUGUAUUUAAAGAUCAAAUUAUUUGACUAUUGCUAGACAUUUCUAUACUCUGUUGUAACACUGAGGUAUCUCAUUUGCCCAUGUUAAUUGUUUUUUAAAUAAAUUGA